Messenger RNA from Thunnus maccoyii (southern bluefin tuna), 1952 nucleotides. RefSeq names its product forkhead box I3a (gene foxi3a). The transcript has 2 exons. Lineage: Eukaryota; Metazoa; Chordata; Actinopteri; Scombriformes; Scombridae. Bases 529 to 1782 code for a protein of 417 amino acids. Gene Ontology annotation, biological process: cell differentiation; anatomical structure morphogenesis; regulation of transcription by RNA polymerase II. Gene Ontology annotation, molecular function: RNA polymerase II cis-regulatory region sequence-specific DNA binding; DNA-binding transcription factor activity, RNA polymerase II-specific. The record is from RefSeq and is a predicted model, not a curated record.
UGUCUGCAGCGGUUUAAUGGCACCGACUGGAGAAUUAACGCCAUAACAUUCAUAUUAAAUGUUCUUUCUUUCAUAAAGUGGCUGUAAUAAACACAACCAGGAGCUCAGACUGUUUCUGUUUUAUUUUCAGUUUUUAACAAUCAGAGACUUUCAGACACGACGCUGUAACGUCUGAAACUGUAAAAAGACUCAUUUGUCAAACUGUGUGUGUGUGUGUGUGUGUGUGUGUGUGUGUGUGUGUGUUGACAUACCUCAGCGUUAAAUCCUCAGGCUCUGAUCUGCCUGAGGGGAAGAAUUCAACCUGCUCUUAUUCAAAUCAACCCCCCCCUCCACACAGCAGCCAAUCAGCUCGUCUGUGGGCGGGGCAGCAGAGUAUAAGUGUCUCAGGUGAGCAGCAGCAGGUGUACAGAGCAGGACAGGUGCAGGCAGGACGACAGCAGCACACACACACAUUUAUUAUAUAAACACACACACACAUAUGUUUACAGAGACAGCAGAGUGAAGACAGACAGAAGCAAAGUUUCCAUCAUGGCGUCCUUCGUCCCGGAGCAGGGUUUGUCGCCCCCCCUGUGUGGACGUUCCCUCCCCCAGCAGGAGCUGCUGUCUCUGGGUCUGGAUCCGUCUGACUUCAGCCUGUACAGCCCUCCGGCUCCUCCUGAGCCCUCGUCGUCGUCGUGGCUCCCACCUCCCAGCGACCCCUCUCUGUGCUUCAGCGGCCUCGACUCGGGGCCCCCGCCCGGGGCCGCGGCGGCAGCUUUCUUCCCUCAGCUCUACGGCCCCCAGAGACCCCUGCUCCCCGGUGGCUCCUGGUUCCCCCUGCCCUGCCCGGACGACGUGAUGCGCAUGGUCCGCCCGCCGUACUCCUACUCCGCCCUCAUCGCCAUGGCGAUCCAGAGCGCGCCCGAGCAGCGCCUGACGCUCAGCCAGAUCUACCAGUACGUCUCCGACAACUUCCCCUUCUACAGCCGCAACAAGGCCGGCUGGCAGAACUCCAUCCGCCACAACCUGUCGCUCAACGACUGCUUCCAGAAAGUUCCCCGAGACGAGAGCGACCCAGGUAAAGGAAACUACUGGACUCUGGACCCAAACUGUGAGAAGAUGUUCGACAACGGAAACUUCCGCCGCAAGAGAAAGAGGAAGGCAGAUAAUGGGACUGCUGGCAAGAAACCUUCCUCCUCCUCCUCCUCCUCCUCCUCCUCGCCUGACUCCUCGUCCUCCUCCUCCUCGUCAGAGCCCAGCCCCAAACUUCCCAGCAUGCACUGCAGCAGCGACACUGAGCUCCCUUCUCUGUCAGACGCCGUCCCCGGCCUCAGCAGCUUCCUGUGUCACCUCCAGGACUCCCUCCUCCUCCCCCCUCUUCCUCCUCCUCCUCCUCCUCAUCCUGCUCCUCUUCUUCCUCCUCACACUGCCUCGCUGUACAUGCAGGUACCGGACCACACCUCCCCUCCUCCUCCUCCUCCUCCUCCUCCUGCUCCUCCUGCUCCUCCUUCUGCGGGAUUUGUUUCGUCGUACUCGCCCGGCGCCGUGGUGCCGCAGUGGGACGCCUGCAGCGCCUCUCCUCCCCUCUACACCUCCCUCCAUCACUCCUCAUGCUCCCCUCCUCCUGCCCUCCUCUCCUCCUCCUCCUCCCAGUCAUCCCCUUCUCACUUCUCCCCGCCGCUCUACGCCGACCUGCAGACGGCGUCUUGCCCGCUGCCGGAGCUGCAGGCCCAGUGCCAGCCUCUGCUGAGCGGCGGCUUCAGCGACGCUCUGCCCCUCGACUGUCUGGUCCUGCAGCAGUGAAACUGAUGAGAAUCUGUUUUUAAAGUUGGUGAAAAUGUCUUCAGGUGGAUGUUUGAGUUCAGAGCAGCCAGGUCGCUCUGAACUCGCUGUAAAGAACGUGUGAAUGUUUGUAUUUAUCUUUUUUUUUUUUUAUAUUUUCUUAAAAUGUGUCUGAAUGUUUCUAAAGUGUA